Molecule: messenger RNA, 782 nt
Organism: Salarias fasciatus (jewelled blenny)
Lineage: Eukaryota; Metazoa; Chordata; Actinopteri; Blenniiformes; Blenniidae
Product: trypsin-3-like
Exons: 5
Coding region: 51-782 (243 amino acids)
Biological process (GO): proteolysis
Molecular function (GO): serine-type endopeptidase activity
Source: RefSeq, a predicted model, not a curated record
UAUAAGGACACACAGCCUGAGCUUUCUCCUAUAGCCCGACAGACGUCACCAUGAAGGCCCUGGUAUUCCUGACUUUGCUCGCAGCAGCUUUCGCAGCUGAAGAUGAGAAGGUGGUGGGGGGGUACGAGUGUCCCAGACACUCCGUGCCCUACCAGGUGUCCCUGAACGCCGGCUACCACUUCUGUGGUGGUUCCCUCAUCUCCAGCCAGUGGGUGGUGUCUGCCGCUCACUGCUACAAGUCCCGGAUCCAGGUCCGUCUGGGUGAGCACAACAUCGCGGCGAACGAGGGCACCGAGCAGUGGAUCGACGGCGCCAAGAUGAUCAGACACCCGCAGUACAACAGCCACAACCUGGACAACGACAUCAUGCUGAUCAAGCUGAGCCGCCCCGCCACCCUCAACAGCUUCGUCCAGACCGUGUCCCUGCCGUCCCGCUGCCCCGCGGCCGACGAGAACUGCCUGGUGUCCGGGUGGGGCAACAUGUCCGCCAAUGGCAACAAUUUCCCCGACAGACUUCAGUGUCUGAGGCAGCCCAUCAUCGACGACAGGAUCUGCAGGAACGCCUACCCCCACCUCAUGACAGACAACAUGGUGUGCUCCGGGUUCAUGCACGGCGGCGCCAGCAGCUGCCAAGGAGACUCCGGCGGUCCGCUGGUGUGUAGCGGUCAGCUGCAGGGAGUCGUGUCCUGGGGUUACGACUGUGCCAUGCAGGGACACCCCAGCGUCUACGCCCGAGUGUGCCGCUACAACGGCUGGAUCAGCUCCGUCAUGAGGAGCAACUAA